Messenger RNA from Aspergillus homomorphus CBS 101889, 1134 nucleotides. RefSeq lists its product as uncharacterized. The coding region runs from base 1 to 1134 and encodes 377 amino acids. Lineage: Eukaryota; Fungi; Ascomycota; Eurotiomycetes; Eurotiales; Aspergillaceae. The transcript has a single exon. The record is from RefSeq and is a predicted model, not a curated record.
AUGCCCACAAAACCACAACCAAUCUCAACCCCAAACCCACCCCCAAAUCCAAAUCCACCGAACCCAAUCGACCUCCUCUGGGCCCACGAACUCCGCCGCGAAAACGUCGAGCUCGCCACCCGCCUGAAAGCCACAACCACCCGCCUCGCCGCCGCGGAGUCCGCGGUCGACACCCUAUCCGCGCAGCUACGGGACCUCGAUGCCCAGAUUCAGCGAUGCUGUGGCCGGAAUGAGGAGCUUGCUUCUCGGGUUGACGGGAUUGAGGGACGGGUUUUGGAGAAGAUCGAGAAUAUUGGGCUCAGGGUUGAGGGUUUAGAAUGUCGGUUUUUGGAGGGGGUCGUGGUUGGGAGUAGAUUGGGGGCUGCUGGUGGUAAGGGUCCAGGGGCUGGUCUGGGUGGUGAUUGUGUGGUUCAAGGUCCUGGGGAUGAGGGUCCUGCGGUUGAGGAGGUCUUGGUGCCAGAUUCCAUGCCUGUUGCUUCUUCAGUGGGUUUGAGGGUGGAUUUGGAUGAGGUCAUGGGUAAAGGUACGGGCGUUGGUAUCAGCACCGGCAUGGGCAUGGGGAAGGGGGGUGGGUUGUCUUUGACCGGGUCGUCAACAACGUCUUUCACGGGGAGGACGGUUGGGAGUCAGAGUGGGAGUUCGACUAAUAGAGGGGAGGGAGACGGAUGGAAUGCAGGGUCGGUUGAGUUUGGUGGUGAGGAAGUACCCACGGGGAAUGGGACCAUUGAUCUCUUUGGGCUUCUGAGGCAGGGCCGCUUGAUGCCGCUGGAGGAGUAUCUGGGUGCGGCGGAGGGCGUGCGACGGCUGCUAUUGCUUGCGGAGGAUGAUCGCGGGUUUAUGGAGGCUUUCGUGCGCGGGUUGCGUGAUGGUGGCUUGAGGGUUGCGGUCGAGAAGGAGAUGGGGAUGAUUGGGUGGUCGUGGGAGCGCUUGCAGGAGGUUGUUCUGCGGUGGGAUGCAGAGCAUGCUGAUGCUCCCUGUGGCGCUGGAUGCAGGAGAGCGAGCCAGAUCUCUGGAGACUGGGCCGAUGGCCAUGAAUCCAAGCGCAGGAGGAAGAGGGCGAGACGCUUCAUACCUAUUGUUCCGGCUGAUGAGGAAGAUGUCCUCAUUGCGAGGGCGAUGAUGAUGGGCCGAUGA